AUGGAGAAUGACCCGUUGUGCCCAACUGUCCCGCUCACGGCGGCUGAAAAGAUUCGAUGGAGAAGGGAGUGGCGAUCCGCCCUCGUAGUUCAGGGCCUCGGCAGAAGAGUAUCUUUUCUCCCGCUUUCUCGCAGAUUGAACUUCCUGUGGGCUAAACAUGGAGAUUUACAGAUAUCAGAUAUGAAGAAUGGGUGUUUCCUCGUACGGUUCCGAUGUAAAGAAGAUUAUGAAAUUGCGGUAAAUGGCGGACCAUGGCUGUUGGGGGAUACCUAUCUGACAGUGAUGAGAUGGUAUAAGGGAUUUAACCCGUGGAAAUCACAAGUCUCGUCCACCCUGGUGUGGGUACAACUCCCAGACCUGCCGAUAGAGUUUAUAAAUAAGGAGGCGGCAAUGAAGAUUGGAUCGCUCAUUGGAAAAGCAAUACGGGUGGAUCGUGCUACGGAAUUGGGAGCGAGGGGAAAGUUUGCGCGUGUGUGUGUGGAAGUUGAUCUAACAAGACCCCUACUAGGGCGAUACAAGGUAGAAGGAAUCGAGUAUCUCAUACAAUAUGAGGGUCUUGAGAACAUUUGUACCGACUAUGGACAAUAUGGCAAAUCAACGCUGAAAUGCUCGUGCAAGGACCCCGUGGUGGUGGUCGAAACUGUGGAGGAGGUUCCGGAAACGCAGGAGGAGGAAAGUUCACGUGGCCCGAAUUAUGGUGAUUGGAUGAUGGUUAAAAAAAAGGGAAGGUACCAAUCGAAGCAACCACUGUAUAAGGAAGGGCGGGGUGACAAAGCUCAGUUCGUGCCAAAGCAGGGAAGUGAGUCCAACCGAUUUGCAGUGUUUAAGGAAGACACAACAAAUGAAACACAACACGAAGAUUCUGAGACAGACAUGAGGAAGGGCGGAACAAAAGGAACUGAAAAGGAUGGAAAAAAGUGGACAUGCCCAAGAGACAGAGAAAAUGACGAGGGAUGCUUGUAA
Messenger RNA from Linum tenue, 963 nucleotides. Lineage: Eukaryota; Viridiplantae; Streptophyta; Magnoliopsida; Malpighiales; Linaceae. The record is from the annotation of a GenBank genome assembly.